This is a messenger RNA of Ricinus communis (castor bean), 1850 nucleotides long. RefSeq names its product transcription factor MYB58. Bases 683 to 1747 code for a protein of 354 amino acids. The record is from RefSeq and is a predicted model, not a curated record. NCBI's taxonomy places the organism in Eukaryota, Viridiplantae, Streptophyta, Magnoliopsida, Malpighiales, Euphorbiaceae. The transcript is spliced from 3 exons.
GAAUAGGAGUAUAAUAUAUGGCAUGAAUACACUGAAAUAAAGACAAAUAUAUGCACAAGUCUUGGCUGUGCAUAUAUCGGUGUUGAAAAUAAAAUUAUUUAUGUAUAAAUGCCAUAUAUAUGUUCUUUGUGAGUUUGAAUUUUCAAAAACAACUAAUUAUGAUACUUUUUUUUUUUUUUUUUUUACAAUAAAGGCUUAAUUUUUUACAAGAGAAAUUAUGAUAUAAAAGUUACCCAAUUAAAAAUGAUGACAUCAACAAGAUGAUGAAUGAUGCUAUUUGUGAUGGAAUGGACGGCCAAAAAUUAUGACAACUAUGGUACUUUACAUUUUAAAAUGUGAAAAUGAAUAUUUAACUCUAGUUGAUUAUAUAUUUGAGCUUCCUAAACAUUGUACUUAUAUAGGACAAUAAAUAAUUAUUUAAUAUUUUUUAUUUUUUGAAAAAAGUUACAGAUAUUUAGUAAUCUUUUCUGGAUCUCCUUCUAUUUAUUGCUCUAUUUGGCAUUGUACUUAAUGGCAUGAACCUUGUGGCCUUAGCCAUCUCUCUCUCUCUCUCUCUCUCUCUCUAUAAGUCUGUACCCAGAUUUUCUAUAUAAAAGAGAGAAAGGUGAUGAUAAAGAUUCUCUCUUGGUAUGCAUAUAUGUAAGUGAGUGAGAAAGAAAAGCACUGUAAUCGAGAGACUGCCAUGGGGAAAGGAAGAGCGCCUUGCUGCGAUAAGAGUCAAGUGAAGAAAGGUCCGUGGAGUCCUGCUGAAGAUUUGAGGCUCAUCACUUUCAUUCAAAAACACGGACAUGAAAACUGGAGGGCUCUUCCUAAACAAGCUGGGUUGUUAAGAUGCGGGAAAAGUUGUCGUUUGAGAUGGAUUAAUUACCUAAGACCAGACGUAAAGCGAGGGAACUUCACCAAAGAGGAAGAAGACACCAUCAUUACACUGCACCAAACUUUGGGAAACAAGUGGUCAAAAAUUGCAUCCCAUUUGCCGGGUAGAACAGAUAAUGAGAUCAAGAACGUAUGGAACACUCAUUUGAAGAAAAAAUUAUCAUUCACAGACAAAGAUUCUGACAACAGAGAUGAAUCAAAGGAAUCUUUAACGACUACUUCUUCAUCAUCCUCUUCAUCCAGCACAAUCAUGUCAUGUGGUAAAAGGGUUCCUGAUCAUGAUCAUGAUGAUCAAUGGAACCAUGGCUCUGUGACCAAGAGGACCAGGGUCUUGGAUACUAUACCAGCAGGUGAAGCUAAGGAAUUUCCAAGUUCAUCAACUUCUUCCAAUAAUUCCAAUGUCACAAACUACAGUCAAGUUGAUGACUCUAAGCAAGAUGAUCAAAUAUUCAACUUUUCAGGACCUUGUGAUAUUGUUCAAAAUAUAUUAGAAGAGGUGAACAAACCGGAGAUUGAUCAAGAUGUAGCGGUGGAGAUUCCUUUUGAGUCAGAUUUAGAUUUCUGGAACAUGUUAGAUGGACUGAAUUCUUCAUUAUCUAUGACUAACAGUAUAGAGAGUAGCUGCUGCCAAAGGUCAUCAAAUCUUGGAGAUGCAUAUAAAGGAGGGGAUGAAAACAAGAAGUGGCUACGGUACUUGGAGAAUGAACUAGGACUCGAAGAAGUUACGACAAAAGAUGGAAGCCCUGAAACUUUAUUAGAUCAAGCUGGAAUUGAAGAACCGUUGGUCACUGAGACUUUUCAGUAUGAGAUACCGGUGAAGCCAGAAGUCAAUCCUGAAGUGGGAUAUUAUCAUUUGUGGCCUUCUUCAUAAGACUAAACUUUACUAUAAAAUUAAAUACCAGUAGAUUUUGUAGAAACAUAUAUGGAAAUUAAUUUUCUCAUGAUCAGAAAUAUACAAUUUUUAGUUGUUGUUA